ACAACUUCAACUGCGGAUAGGGAUACACACAGGCCAAAGCUGCAGUGGGUGACAUGUUUUGGCUCCUGACUACCAGAGAAAGUGCUACGUCAGCUCCGAUGUCAUGCAGAGUCUUGAGGCUGACUUUGGCGUGGGCCAUGCUGUGCCUUGUUGGAGGAGAGCAGCCGCUGGCGCAGUUGUGGGCUGGACGAGCACCCACAGCACAGGAGCUUGGCCGGCGGCCAUCUCACGAACUCAAGGCAUUGCUGCAAAGCAAAGGCCUGCAUUGCGACGGUUGCGAGAAGGCACAGCUUGUGCAACGAGUCUUGGAGACUUGGGAUGAGGAGGUUUUGGAGGUGUCCUCGCCUGACGGCUCGGUGCGACUGACAAAGGAUGCUUUCAUCAAGGAUCUUAAGAUGACCUACAGGAGGCAGAUGCUGCGGAAGCACGAAGAAGGUGGUCAUGAGUUAGCCGAUGAUGAGGAGGAUAUGGACAGUGUAGACAUUGCAGUUCCAGAUUUUGACAAGGAGUGGCGGGACUUCAGCGUGAAGCUGGCCAAAGGCGAUGUUCAAACAGAACAAAAUGGCCAGAUUGUCUAUGAGGUUGGGCCCACGCCGCCCCCAAGCUUUUGGGACAGGUGGAAGAUGCAUGGACUUAUGGGCAUGAAUAUCACGAUGCUCUUGUGCACGCAGUACCUCAAAAGGUACAAAACUCAGGAACCACAAGAAACAGCAGGGCCCGGGGGCUCCACAGAAGUUGAAGAUGAAGGCGGGGAGGAGGCCAAGAAGCAGGUCAAGAAGAAAAAGGACAGCAAGAAGAAGAGCUAGGUUCGAACAGACCAUGAUUUUGUGCAGCAUAUCAGUUUCACAGCUUUGAGAGACCACCGGCAUCAUUGUGCCCUCCAAGUCUACACGUGUUUCACUUCCCAUGAAUGUGCCGACAGCACUAUUCCAGGCUAAUGCAGUGCGGUAUGCGGAAAUUGUCUUGCUGCGCCCGCAUUUGUGAGAUUUGCUAGGCACUCAUGGGAUACUGCACAUGCGAAUGCGUUCUGUACGGUACGCUCGAUUGUUUCAAGCCACUUAGCAGCUAUGCGCUCAUAAAGAGAGAGAG
Molecule: messenger RNA, 1089 nt
Organism: Effrenium voratum
Lineage: Eukaryota; Dinophyceae; Suessiales; Symbiodiniaceae
Source: the annotation of a GenBank genome assembly